UCCGUGCAAUUUUUGAGUCUUUUGGUUCACUUUUUGCUGAACUAAUACAUCUUUUACAGUCCUCGUCUAAAUGCUUUUUUUUUUUGUAAAAAUAUAAAUGGCCUUAUACAUUGUAGCACUAGUUAAAAAUCCUAAUGAAAAGCGGGACCUCGUUAUGCUGAGUCCUUCAUAAAAGGAGAAGGAGUCGUUGACAAAGGUUUUCAUGAAUCUACUCGGUAAUGUAUUUGUAGAUGUUAUGUGCCACAAGUUAAAUUAUAGGUAUUUUAGCAUCCCUGAAUUUCAAAAUAUUCCUGUGGCUCAAAAAGGUAUGGUUAACUGUCCUCUGAGAGUUAAGCAUCCUGAAGGCACUGGUGCUGCAGCUUGCGAUAAAAUAUGGUAUGGUAUGCCUUCAGCCUGUGAGCUACAUGGUUCGAGUGCUUUUGUUGAAAGUUGCCCCUCUUCAGAAAGCGCUUCUACUAGCUUGUGGUGCGGUAGCUCAGGUAGUGAACCGUUGUUCUUCAGCAGUGGCUGAUCCAACGCUCCUCUAAAGUGUUUCUUAAUUAGUGAAACUCAAACUGCACUUUUUGGGAGGUAAGACUGAGAAGGAAAGAAUAUAUUAUCUGAGCCUGUGUUUUUGCUGCUGAUUGACAUGUUCUAUUAUAAGCUUUCUCAGCCAAAGUAGCAGCGUUAAAAAAUUCAUUCUUUUUGGAGAUUAGUGCAGUAGUCCUGGAAAAAGAGUUUAAACUUCUGUUCUUAUUAGAAAAAGUUCUGAAAACUCUUUGAAAUGCACUGAAGAUUUUGCAAAUGCUAUAAUCCUUUAUGGGGUGUUUACAUAUUAAUGUUGAGCUGUAGAAUAUAAGUUCCAUGCUGCUUAUAAACUCUUCCAAAAACAUCUUCCAGUGCUUCACUGACAGAAUUGUGGAGCUGGUAUUCCAUCCUGAUGCUUAAUCAUAGGAACAAUAUAAGGUUGGCAGAAAACUUCUCAAGGAGAAGGUAGUGAAAUGUCUAAUCCAGUAUCUAUUUAUGUUUGAUUGAAAGAUCUCUGAUCAGAGAAGCACAGUUAGAACUAAAUGCACUGGAGAGGCACCCUCACGGAGAGGAGAUAAUGAAAGGCAAAGAACAAGAAAAGACCACAGAUGUGAAAGCAAUUAAAACUCCAAUACCAGUACAUUCCCCUCAAAGAAGCACUAGAAAUCAUGCCUUGCUGGAGGCUGCAGGACCAAGCCAUGUGGCAAUUAAUGCCAUCUCUGCCAACAUGGACUCUUUUUCUAGCAGUCGGACAGCUGCCCUUAAGAAGCAGCCAAGUCACAUGGAAGCUGCUCAUUUUGGAGACUUAGGCAGAUCGUGUCUGAAUUAUCAGGCCCAGGAGACCAAAUCAAGCCUUUCAAAGACCCUUGAACAAGUUUUGCAGGACAAUGUAGCCCUCCCUUAUUUUAUCCAGUUUAUGGAACUACGUAGAAUGGAACACUUGGUUAAAUUUUGGUUAGAGGCCGAAAGCUUUCACUCCACGACAUGGUCCCGCAUAAGAGCACAUAGCCUGAACACAGUUAAGCAGAGUUCUUUGGCAGAGCCAGUGUCUCCCUCAAAACAGCAGGAAAUCAUGUCGUCUUCUCCAACUGGAUUGCUUGAAGAGAGACUGGAGGAUUCUAGCACAGCCCAUCUGCUCAGGACCAAGCCAGUGGCUCCAGGCAAGAGCGACAGAAAUAGCAACAGCCAGAACCACGUGCUGUCAGGUCAGGAGAGUGAUAAUGCCGGUGUUCUUUGUCUGAGAAAAUCUGAGACAGGGACCCAUUCUGUUCCAGCUGAUCAGCAAGAAUCUUCCAAGCUUACAGUAUCAAAUAGAAACAGUCCCUCGUCUGCACUAAAGGACUUGUCAGGAAAACUAAUGAAAAGUAUAGAACGGGACGCAGUUAGUACUUUUACCAAAUAUAUUUCUCCAGAUGCUGCUAAACCAAUACCAAUUACAGAGGCAAUGAGAAACGAUAUAGUUGCAAAGAUUUGUGGGGAAGAUGGACAAGUGGAUCCUAACUGUUUUGUUACAGCACAGUCAAUAGUGUUUAAUGCAAUGGAACAAGAGCACUUUAGUGAAUUUUUGCGAAGUCAUCAUUUCUGUAAAUACCAGAUUGAGGUGCUGACUAGUGGAACUGUUUAUCUGGCUGACAUACUUUUCUGUGAAUCAGCCCUGUUUUAUUUCUCCGAGUAUAUGGAAAAGGAAGACGCAGUUAAUGUGUUGCAGUUCUGGUUGGCAGCAGAUAACUUCCAGUCUCAGCUUGCUGCCAAAGAAGGUCAAUACGAUGGGCAAGAAGCACAGAACGAUGCUAUGAUUUUAUAUGACAAAUACUUCUCCCUUCAAGCCACGCAUCCUCUUGGGUUUGAUGACUCUGUGAGGCUGGAGAUUGAAUCCAACAUCUGCAGGGAAGGUGGUCCCCUCCCUAACUGUUUCACUACUCCCUUACGGCAGGCCUGGACUACUAUGGAGACGGUUUUUUUACCUGGUUUCUUGUCCAGCAACCUCUAUUACAAAUACUUGAAUGAUCUCAUCCAUUCAGUACGAGGAGAUGAAUUUCCAGGAGGGAAUAUUGCACUGAGUAUUCAAGGCCCCAGUAGCUCUCCUGACAGCGAUUCUCAGAUAGGGGGCCCUGAUGGCUCUGCCUCCCAGUCCAAUGUCAAAAAGGCUAAUGUUAAAAUCCUGAAAAAUUUUGAUGAAGCAAUAAUUGUAGAUGCUGCAAGUCUGGAUCCAGAAUCUUUAUAUCAACGAACAUAUGCAGGGAAGAUGACAUUUGGACGAGUCAGUGAUCUGGGACAGUUCAUCAGAGAAUCUGAACCAGAGCCUGAUGUCAAGAAAUCAAAAGGGUCCAUGUUUUCACAAGCAAUGAAGAAAUGGGUUCAAGGAAACACGGAUGAGGCUCAAGAAGAGAUGGCUUGGAGGAUAGCAAAGAUGAUAGUCAAUGAUGUUAUGCAGCAGGCACAAUGUGAGCAGCAUUCGGAGAAGGUUACAAAGCUAUGAUUUUUAAAUGCCAGAACAGGAAAUCUAAUUUUCUGCUUUGAGAAUGAGUGAACUUUCCCUUUUGGUGGAUUCUUUAACACAGCCAAUAAAAGCAAAGCACUGUUACUACAUACCGCCGAUAUCUCCCUCAUUUGUAAGGAAGAAUUAAAAAGAAGCAAUCCUGUACCUCCACUGUAGAGAGCAAAGAAACACUUUUUCCUGUUGUAUACGGCAUUCACAAUAAUGAUGUUUUUUAAAGAGAUGAAGACACAGUUUAUGAACGUGUCACUGAGAAACUGUGCUCAACUUCACAAAUACUUGACCCUGUCUCAAAAAGACUUUUAAGCAAAAUAUCUGGAAUGGGACACAAGCCACACCAAGGAUGGGGAAGGUUUUGCUGUAGUUUCUAGUUCUACUACUUGUAAUUUUUAAACACGUAAUUGCAAAGGCCACGGGAUAUCUCCCUGACACUUGACCAUUGGAGAAGUGAACCUGAAGCCGUGAAUUCAUUGGCAGUGAAUGACCUUAAAAGUUCUAAGUUUUAUUUUUCCUUACUUGAAAUAGCUGAGUAUUCAACUGUAAGAUAAAUGUAUUUUACUUCAUACUUACAUUAACUUUGAAGGGAGCAUAGAAUGAUGAGGAGUGAAGCCUGGACAGUGUAACUCUUCCUUGUCAAGCUCUUGCACACGCGUACACACACAUUCCCUGCUUCUGACGCACAGCAGACUUGCAAGCCGAGCUUGCACUUGUGCAGCCCCCGUUCCUGAGCCACAGCUCCCGGUGCAGCCCACGUUUUGAGGAGAUUGUACCCAGUAGACUGCUCUGUUUUCUUUCCUCUUUCUUCCACAACCAAGGAAAAAAGUAGUUGCUGCCAUGUAUUACUGCCAUUCUCCAUAGCUUGUUGUCCUGAGACCAAGCUAGUAUCUAAUUCCAGAUGUUUGGUUUAUAAAGAAAAAUAAUUUUUAAUGACUUCUGGCUUUCUUUUCCCUGAUAUUGACAACACUUGAAACUUGUGUAACCUUUAAUUUAAGUAAAAAGCCACUGUGUGACACAGCACCUGUAUUCUUUCCCGUGAAUUAAUUUUACAGAGUAUCUGAAGUACUCGGUGUGUCACUCCAUUAUGUUAUCGCUGCAUCUUUAGUAUACAACACUUCUAUUUUGGGUUUUUUAUUCUACUCUUAUGAUUGCUUUUUUCCUCAAACCUGUGCAAAAAAAAAAUCACUUUAUAAAGGACUCAAUCAUCUCCAAUGUUCAAAAUAUCUUGAUUGACUAGCAAGUGUUAUUCUGUUGCAAUAUUUGAUUGUAUAGAGACACACUGUAUUAUCUAUGAAAAGAAGCAAAAAGGCUGUGUAUAGGUUUUUGGUACUAUGUACCACCUCUUAUUUCUCUCAUGCCCAAGUAUUCAUGUACUUAAAACAUACUAUAUUUAAUUGUGUUUUGAUUUAAAAUAUAUGAAUAUUAAAAUUUG
Dromaius novaehollandiae (emu) is the source of this 4433-nucleotide messenger RNA. It is a transcript of the gene AKAP10, whose product is annotated as A-kinase anchoring protein 10. The coding region runs from base 1085 to 2986 and encodes 633 amino acids. Gene Ontology annotation, cellular component: mitochondrion; plasma membrane. Gene Ontology annotation, biological process: intracellular protein localization. The transcript has 15 exons. The record is from RefSeq and is a predicted model, not a curated record. NCBI's taxonomy places the organism in Eukaryota, Metazoa, Chordata, Aves, Casuariiformes, Dromaiidae. Gene Ontology annotation, molecular function: protein kinase A binding.